Messenger RNA from Colossoma macropomum (tambaqui), 1813 nucleotides. RefSeq names its product adenosine deaminase tRNA specific 2 (gene adat2). Gene Ontology annotation, biological process: tRNA wobble adenosine to inosine editing. NCBI's taxonomy places the organism in Eukaryota, Metazoa, Chordata, Actinopteri, Characiformes, Serrasalmidae. Gene Ontology annotation, cellular component: nucleus; cytoplasm. The record is from RefSeq and is a predicted model, not a curated record. Gene Ontology annotation, molecular function: tRNA-specific adenosine-34 deaminase activity; zinc ion binding.
UUACUGGUCCCUCUUCUAUUAUGUUCCCCCAGAUGAAGGGGAAAGCGUGGUGCAGGUGAGGCUCGAGGCGUGUCUGUUAGACACGAGCGCAGGUCUUUAGUGGAGGCGGCUUUUUGUAGCGAUAUAAAGGCCUGUUUGGAGAUGCGAGCUCAGGCUGGUGAAGCUGCUGUGACGGACGGGGGGUUUUUACAGCCCCCUGACAGUGACGUUCAGAGCUGGAUGGCCAGAGCGUUUGAUAUGGCCAGAGACGCUCUUGAAAACGGCGAAGUACCUGUUGGGUGUCUCAUGGUGUACAACGACGAGAUUUUAGGAAAAGGACGAAACGAGGUGAAUGAAACGAAGAAUGCAACACGUCAUGCAGAGAUGGUGGCAUUGGACCAGGUGUUGGAGUGGUGCCGUCUCAAACAGCUCAACCCAAAGGAGGUCUGUCAGCAGACUGUUCUUUAUGUGACUGUGGAACCGUGUAUCAUGUGUGCAGCUGCUUUACGGCUGCUACAUAUACCUUUAGUCGUGUACGGGUGUAAGAAUGACCGGUUCGGAGGCUGUGGUUCAGUGUUGGACAUUGCAUCAGAUGACCUAACCCACACUGGAACAUCUUUCAAGUGCAUCUCAGGCCACCGAGCAGAAGAGGCUGUUGAAAUGCUGAAGACUUUUUACAAGCAGGAGAAUCCUAACGCUCCAAAGCCUAAAGUGAGAAAAGAGGUCAGUCCAGCAGGGGGCUCUGUUGUCCCGCAGAAAAAAGCAGCCCCAGUUGAUGAAGAUGGAGGCAAAAUGGCCCCUUUGGAGUGAAACAGGACGGACAGUUUUCUUUUGUCUGGAAACACGAGUGUCUGGAUUGGACUCUUAUGACGCUGUCGUCUUUUCUAAAUAGGUUAAUUUAUCUUCCGUUUUUUCACACUGGGAUGUGACCCAGCUUGGAGGAGGUUUAUUGGCGGCUACAUUUUGUCAUUCCUCACAUUUCUUGUAAACCGAAGUUUCCCAAGGCUCCACUCCUUUGAGUCUUUCCUGCGCAGCUGGGAGUCCAGCUCUUUAGCUGCUCGUAUGAUCAUUAGCGGCGCCCUGUGCGUUGCGGACGGCCACGCUAGGCGGAGUGGGCCUGUUGUGCAUUACAGCCUGUGCUUCUCUCCAGCCUUCACUCGCACCCCCCCCUCCGUAUGUCCUCACAUAACCCGGAUCUCUGUUCCACAUGUGUGAUCUCAUCCCCCUGUGCUCCGAAAGCAGGUGCUCGGGCACAAUCGGGGAGUUUCCCCUUCUCACACUGCUGUUAGACAUGGCCUCUUUCAGGCCUCGCCACUCUGUGUACAAUAAGUAGGGCUGCAAAUAGGAAUCAAGGCAGGUCUGUGCUGGUGACGAGAGUCCUCUCAUUCAAGUAACCAUGUGGAAAAUAACUAUAAUAAAUAGUUAAUCUGGCUUGAGGGGGUAUUUUUUUUGUCUUUGCUUUACUAUUUCAUACUGUAAUUUUCCAACAUUCCCUUCUUCUCUAAAGCCAUUUUGCCUGAAGCCAUUUAAAGCGACCCAUUUCACCUGUUAAACGAGAGCUGAGACACGUUUUCACUCACGUUUUUCCUGAGACUGAAGUCAUUUUUCAGUGUAAAACCUGUUGCUUUAGUGUGAGAAUGUUAGAAAAUGUACAUCAUACUAUAGAAGUGUUUUUUUUUACAGGAACAGGAAUGAUAUCUGCCUGCAGCACAGAGUGUGUUUAGCCAGUGCAGCUGCAUUUCUAGAACAAUCUCAUCUGUGUUAGGUAAAAUAAAGGUGGUAUUAAUGUAGGAUAUCACAUCAUCCACCAUGAUUAAAACUCAGUUACGUUGAA